ACUUUUGCCAUCGACAGGGAUGAAGUGGGUGUCCAAAGACAGGAGGUGGUCUGUAAAAGGUUGGAUGACAACUCCAUUGUCCAGAACAAUUACUGUGACCCUGACAGUAAGCCACCUGAAAAUCAGAGAGCCUGCAACACUGAGCCCUGUCCACCCGAGUGGUUCAUUGGGGAUUGGUUGGAGUGCAGCAAGACGUGCGAUGGUGGAAUGCGCACAAGGGCAGUGCUCUGCAUCAGGAAGAUGGGACCUUCUGAGGAGGAGACACUGGACUACAGUGGUUGUUUAACACACCGGCCUAUUGAAAAAGAGCCCUGCAACAACCAGUCAUGUCCACCUCAGUGGGUGGCUUUGGACUGGUCCGAAUGUACUCCAAAGUGUGGCCCAGGCUUCAAGCAUCGGAUUGUUCUGUGCAAGAGCAGUGACCUUUCUAAAACAUUCCCAGCUGCACAAUGUCCAGAGGAAAGCAAACCUCCUGUCCGCAUCCGCUGCAGUUUGGGCCGCUGCCCUCCUCCUCGCUGGGUGACGGGAGACUGGGGCCAGUGUUCUGCUCAGUGUGGCCUUGGACAGCAAAUGCGAACGGUGCAGUGCCUCUCCUACACUGGACAGGCAUCUAGUGACUGUCCAGAAACCGCUCGGCCUCCAUCCAUGCAGCAGUGUGAAAGCAAAUGUGACAGUACGCCGAUUUCCAAUACUGAAGAGUGCAAAGAUGUGAACAAAGUGGCUUAUUGCCCACUGGUGCUGAAGUUCAAGUUCUGCAGUCGAGCAUACUUCAGACAGAUGUGUUGUAAGACCUGCCAAGGACACUGACCCACGGAAAGCCAGAGAGAGCCUUGUCAUUUCAUCGUGGAAAUGCAUCCAUCCGAGAGAGCCACCCAGAGGAAGAGGAUUGAUGUCCUUGCAAAUGCAUUACCCUGUGGAAAACGUAACCACUGGUCAGCCCUAGCUGACAGGAUUUCAAUAUUAUUUUAACUUCUGUGAAGUGGGAUUUAUUGAUCCAAAGUGCUGGACACGGUAUUAGGAGGGAAUGCCAGAUUGGAGAGAUCCAAACAACACAUAGAGACUUGCUUACUGUGGAACGUUUGUGUUCUUUCGAGUAAAUCCAAUAGCCUGUUUACCUCCUUGGACCAUUAAGAUAAUUUUUAUUAUGGACUUAGCAAUGACACUGAAUCCAUGUGUAUUUAAAACUGUUUAAAAUGUAGCCGUUAUGACUUGGUCAACUAUGGAAGUAAAGAAGAUGCAGAAUUCAAAAGUCAUAGCUUAAAAGUAUUUACUAUCCUUUAUCUCACAACAACAGCACCACAACUUAAAUUAUAAAACGAGCUUUGAACUGUAAUUUAAGGAGCAAUUAUAAAUCAAAAGUAAUGAAAGUUUGUAUUAUUUUUCUUCAUUCCAUUUAAUUUCCUUAGGAAUAAUCCCCCUGUUCUGAACACUGCUGUGAGCCAUAUAUUAAAAUAUAUUAAACUGAACAACAAUGAGGGA
Tupaia belangeri chinensis (Chinese tree shrew) is the source of this 1479-nucleotide messenger RNA. RefSeq names its product A disintegrin and metalloproteinase with thrombospondin motifs 6-like. The transcript has 7 exons. The annotation marks the transcript as partial. Gene Ontology annotation, biological process: proteolysis; extracellular matrix organization. Gene Ontology annotation, molecular function: metalloendopeptidase activity. Gene Ontology annotation, cellular component: extracellular matrix. Lineage: Eukaryota; Metazoa; Chordata; Mammalia; Scandentia; Tupaiidae. The record is from RefSeq and is a predicted model, not a curated record.